UAAGGAAAAUCAUUGUGAUAUGAUCUGCUCUUUUUCAGUGUCUAAUAAGGAACCCACUGCUGCUGUCCCAGUUAUUAUCCAAAAUCGCAGAGUUUAUGACUUUUAAGUCAUCUGCUGUUUUUUUGCCCCAAUAUUUACAAACUCGGUUCUUAAUAACACCAAGAAGUGCCUCUGUUUUCACAGGUGUUUUUACAUUACUAGGAAUAAUAUUUGGCCGUUUUUGUGGAGGCAUUAUUGUUCAAAGAAUGCAAAUGAAUAAUAAGAACAAAUUGAAAUUUUUAGUAAUAGCAUCUUUUGUGUCAACCUUGCUUUUCCUAUUAACCUUUUUUGUGAAGUGUGAAACAGCAAAGUUUGCUGGAAUCACUGAUGAUUAUGAUCGUCUUGGUAUAAUUGGAAACCUCACAGCUCCAUGCAAUGUGCCCUGUGGUUGUACAACUUCUGCCUAUAAUCCUAUAUGUGGAAGAGAUGAGAUACAAUACUUCUCUCCCUGCUUUGCAGGUUGCAGAGCUACUAAAAUGCUAAGGAAUAAAAAGGCAUACUACAAUUGUUCUUGCAUUAAAGAAGGACUGACAACUGCUGAUACUGAAGGUCAAUAUAUUGAUGCUGUUUCUGGAACAUGUAAUACCGGAUGUCUUAAAUUACCUUUAUUUUUUGCAUUUUACUUUACUGCAACAAUUUUUUCUAGUUUCUGUAGUAUACCUUCCAUUUUGAUUGCCAUUCAAAGUGUACCUCCCAGUUGGAAAUCAAUGUGCUUGGGUUUAAUGUUGACAGUUUGGAGAUUCACUGGCUCUGUCCCUUCACCAAUAUUUUUUGCAGCAGCAUUAGAUUUUACUUGUAAAUUCUGGGAUAUUAAUGAAUGUGGAGAAAAAGUAAAUUGUUGGAUCUUUAAUGAGGAAAAUUUGGUCUACACAUUUAAGACAACAUGGAUUAGCAUGCAAAUAUUUUCAGGCUUGAGUUGUCUUUAUGGGCUUUACAAACAUGAUUAUGUGGUAAAAGAAAAAGCAGAAGAAAAAGCAGAACAUUAAUUUCUAACUGAUUUCUUCUUUGGGACUGGACAAUCUGUAAUGUUCUGAGUUCUAAGGACUGCAGUCUAUUCUUUGAAGAUUUCAUAAGAUGUGAGCUAUGCCAUAAUUUCAGAAGAGAAAAAACAUUAAAAUAUGUAUGUGAAUCUUUAUUUUCAUAAUAAAAUGCUCGUAUGAAACACUUU
Molecule: messenger RNA, 1207 nt
Organism: Mus pahari (shrew mouse)
Lineage: Eukaryota; Metazoa; Chordata; Mammalia; Rodentia; Muridae
Product: solute carrier organic anion transporter family member 6A1-like
Exons: 8
Coding region: 96-1025 (309 amino acids)
Biological process (GO): sodium-independent organic anion transport; transmembrane transport
Cellular component (GO): membrane
Molecular function (GO): protein binding
Source: RefSeq, a predicted model, not a curated record